Messenger RNA from Eupeodes corollae, 8989 nucleotides. RefSeq names its product rho-related BTB domain-containing protein 1 (gene RhoBTB). Lineage: Eukaryota; Metazoa; Arthropoda; Insecta; Diptera; Syrphidae. The coding region runs from base 795 to 3029 and encodes 744 amino acids. Gene Ontology annotation, biological process: small GTPase-mediated signal transduction. The record is from RefSeq and is a predicted model, not a curated record. The transcript has 15 exons. Gene Ontology annotation, molecular function: GTPase activity; GTP binding; protein binding.
UUCAGAGAACCGACAAAAUAACACCGAACUAAAAAAAACCGUUGCUCUUCCAUUCUUCCAUUGAGUACCUAUGCACUCACUGCACUCACUUUUCGUCUUCGUUCGUUGUCGUCGUCGUUGUCUUGUGUGAAAACCGUGAAAAUUGAAAAACUCGAAGAAAUCAUCGGCAGCACUUGCAAAGUAAAAUAAAUGAAAAACUUUCAAAAGGUCUUAUUUUAAACAAAACGUGCUAAUUAAUCACUUUAAAAACUACCCCAAAAACUCUACACUUAAUUUUUGAAUUCAAAACGAGUGUGUCUAUCGUCUUUCUUAACAUUUCAUCGAGUUUAGUUUUUGAAAUAAAAUUCAAUUCUCAUGCAGUUCUUUGUUCGGAGGAAAAAAUAAUAAAAGAAAAACUGAAAACCCACGUACAUACCUAAUUAAAUAACAAACUCACUUGAAAGGGGCACAAUUGUGAUUCUGAUUAGUUUCAAAAUUAGUUUAUGAAAAGAAACAAAAUAAUAUUCGCGAAAAGCUAUGUGAAAAAAUCGUUUAAAUCCUCUACACCCAAAAAAAAAUAAGGAAAAGGAAGGAAGUUAGAAAAAAAUACCAUAUUACGCAUUAACAAGAACUUAACGACCGAAAAAAAAAGAAAAACAAAUAAAUUAAAAGGAAUAAAAUAAAUAAUAGUAAACAAUUAUUGAUAACUCCCUUCCUGUCUCCUGGAGAGGAAAAAAGUUCAUCAUUUGAAAAUUAAGGGAGACAAAAAGACUGCAGUUCUCUAAAAAUCGAAUCUAUACAACGGUAAUGGAAACAUGGAUAACGAACAACCGCAUCAAGAACUGGUAAAGUGUGUGCUUGUGGGAGACACAGCUGUUGGAAAAACGCGUUUAAUUUGUGCCAGAGCUUGCAAUAAACAUGUAUCCUUGUCGCAACUCUUAUCGACGCAUGUGCCAACUGUUUGGGCAAUUGAUCAGUACAGGAUAUACAAAGACGUCCUUGAAAGGUCGUGGGAAGUGGUCGAUGGAGUAAAUGUAUCACUUAGACUUUGGGACACAUUUGGUGAUCAUGACAAAGAUCGUAGAUUUGCUUAUGGAAGAUCAGAUGUAGUUUUACUAUGUUUUUCGAUAGCUAGUCCGACAUCUUUAAGGAAUUGCAAAGCAAUGUGGUAUCCAGAAAUACGUCGUUUCUGUCCCGAUACGCCGGUUAUUUUAGUAGGCUGUAAGAACGAUCUCCGAUAUAUGUAUCGGGAUGAGAAGUAUUUAUCGUAUUUUGGUGAGCGUAGUCCAUUCGUGAGAGCUGCCUUAAAAAGCGAUUUGGUAAUGCCAGAUGAAGCCAGAGCUGUAGCCAAAGAACUCGGAGUUGCAUAUUAUGAAACCAGUGUGUUCACAUACUUUGGAGUGAAUGAACUUUUUGAAAAUGCCAUUCGUUCAGCAUUGAUUGCAAGGCGACAGCAACGAUUCUGGAUGACAAACCUGAAAAAGGUGCAAAAACCAUUGUUACAGGCACCAUUUCGCCCACCAAAGCCUCCACCACCAGAGGUGACUGUUGUUGUUGGUAAUUAUCGAAAAGACAUGUACAGCAUGUUAGUAUCCCAAUGCUACACAGAUCUUAUACUCAUUGUUGGUUCAACAAAGUUUGCAGUGCAUAAAUUUAUGUUGGCCGCAGCCUCAAAUGUCUUCUUCCGUUUGCUCACUACAGAGCUUUCGGAUAUGGGAGGUAGGAGUAGUAGUGAAUCGAGUAUGAUAAGUUCCACGUUUGGUGAAGCAACAACGGCUGAUUUUAACGAUGAUACGGAGUGUCUAAUACGCAAUGAGUCAAGAACAUUGAGAAUGUGGGAACAUUUGAAACGUCGAUCCAGCUAUCAAGCUCUACCACUAAUCGAAUCAAAGAAAUCAACAGAUCUCUACAAGGAUUUACAUCACCCGAUUUUUCAAAAUAUACGUAUUGUCCAAAUGGAAAACAAUCGUGGAGUGAAUGUUACACAGACAAUUGUCACAAUGACAAAAAUCAUCACACCGCAGGCAAUGAAUCAGUGUCUUAAAUUUAUAUACACUGGAACAAUAGAAAAGGAAUUUCACAAUCUUCAGACUGCUCCAAUCGGAUUACUUUUGGAAAUAAAACAAGCAGCUGACUUCUUAGAACUGCCUCAACUAACACUGCUCCUUUCUAAGCCGCAAAAUGUUUUAGCUAGUCUCUCAGAAGAACCAAUUCAACAUUAUUGCUUAAGUAUUAAGGAGAAUAUGGAAAAACAUUGCAUAGGCGAUGGUUAUUUUAGUGAUGUAACCUUUGAACUUGAUGACGGUCACAUGAAAGCGCAUCGUUCUAUUCUAGUGGCCAGAUGUGAUGUUAUGCGUGCAAUGUUAACUGGCGACUUUCGUGAAGCACAUUCAAGUGUUAUUGUAUUUCCUGGUGUUACGGUCUAUACAUUCCACAAGCUUCUAUGUUAUCUGUAUACAGAUGAAAUUCCUGCAGUUUCUGCGGAUAAAUGCCUGAAUCUUUUAGAACUAGCAAACAGGCUGUGCCUACCGAGGCUAUUAAAUCUGGUCGAAUGUCGAGCAAUUGAAGAUUUAACUUUAAUAUCACAAAACGAGACUAAUGAAACUGUUGAUCAUUGUUUAAAGCUGCUGGAAGCAGUAAAACUCCACAACGCACACCAAUUGGCCGAAUGGUGUAUGUCUUAUCUGUGUGUCAAUUACAAUAUUAUUUGUAAGUUCUCAUUAAAGGGCCUAAAGGCCCUGCAUCAGGAUAAUCAGGAAUACCUGCGAGAGCAUCGAUGGCCUCCAGUGUGGUAUCUCAAGGACUAUGACUACUACCAGCGAUGCAUUAAUGAGAUGAAUAAGGAAUUGAAAGAUGCACGUGGCGAUUCGCCAAGUGACGACGAGGGAUGCUUAUGCUUUACCGGAGUAUUUUCUUGGCUAAUAGGUAAAAAUCGAAGAGGCGAUAAUAAUGGCAAUAACAACGAUGCCGAAGGAAAUCAAAUAUUUAACAGCACUGCAAAUUCAAUUAAUCACAUUGACAUGGAGCAGGAAGUUGAUUUGAAUCUCUGACAUCCAGCCUUGGGGCAGAGAAGAUCACUGCGCUUCAUUGUGAUUCUGCCCGUGCUGAUUUGUUUUAUCUGUACUAUUUUAAGUAUAUUAAUUUUAUUCCAAAUCUACACAUAGCAAAUCAAAUUUUUAUAUAUUGUCCACAAACCAACUAAAUUCGAAACUAAAAAAAUAUAAAAAGAAAAUCUUUUUUUUUUUUGUCUUUUUAAAAUUAAAACAAAAAAACAAAAAAGAAAAUCCGUAAGUUUAUUUUUUCAGCCCUUACAAUUUAUAAUACAAUUACAAAAUAAACUGGUAUAUUUAUAUAUAUAUGAACAAAAUUAAGCUUUCCAAUUAUUAUAUUCGUAAAAAUCUUCUUUCCUAAAACAAAUUCAAAUUUAUUUACAUUUUUACAAUUUUUUUAUUUAAUAAAUAUUAUUUUUUCCUACAUCAUAAAUAAAAAAGCCGUUUUUUAUAAGAAAAAUAAUAAAUUACAAAAAUUAUUAAAAAAUAAUGAAAUGUUUUCUGUUUCAAUCUCAAAACUUUUCCAAACAAUCCUUUUAAGUACCUUAAUUCAGUAAAAAAAACGAUAACAAAAACAAAAUAAAAAGUAUUUAUACAUAUUUAUUUAUAUAUUUAUGUAUACAUAUAUAUAUCCAAGUAUAUUGCACAACUGCAAAUGAGAAUUACUUAGAAAUAUAUACAACAUAUAGUUUGCAAUAAUAAUAACAAUUAUUAUUAUUAUAAUAAUAGAAAAAAAUAAAACAAAAAUUACCAAUGAAAGAAUUUAUUGUAUGACAAUUUUAUUGAUUAAUUCACAUUCAUACUCGUAUAUAUAUGGAUAUGUAUUUAUAUAAAAUAUAUGUUUUGUACAGCUUAAGAAAAAAGUGGUUGUUUAAAAAAAAAUUAUCUGUGAGUAUCUAAAAAAAAACAAAGAACAUAUUUAUAUUCUAUUUGAGACCACUUAACUAAUAAAACAAUUCAUUAUUAUGCCAUCCUAUUACACGGUUAUUAUCUCAUCUGUAAUACGCAGCAGUUCACUGAUCUUUAAAAAGUUAAAUAAUUAGUCAUAUAUAAAAUGUGAUGUAGUCUAUACAUAAAAAGGCAUAUUUAAAUGUAAGACUUUUCUAGUUAACGAAAAAUCAACUGAGUUGUUUUCCCUUUUUCAUUUCAUUUUUAGAAACUUGACCCUCAUUAACACUAUCAAGGGUUUGGGCCAUACUAGAAUUUUGGAAAGAUUAUUUCUUUUCAAUUGAUCAUUGAUAGGAGCCUUAAUACCAGGACUAACUUAUAGUCAUAAAUAUCAUAACUUAAAUUUGUAAAAAAAAAUUUAGAGAUUUCCUUUCAUUAUGUUCUACAGUGGUUAUUCACCUUUGCUGGGUGCCGGGUCAUAGAGACAUUCCAGGUAACUGUAAGGCAGAUGAACUCGCCAAGAACGGUACAGUACAGCCCAUGCUAUUGCGUUUGGAAAGUACUGGCAUACCAAUCGCUACUUGUAAACUGCUGCUAAUGCAAGACGCUGUGAGGAGGGCAGGCACCAGGUGGAACAACAUCACCACGUGUCAAGUCACAAAAUAACAUCUGGCCAACACUGGAUUUAAACCGUUCAAGGUGCUUGCUCUCUCUAAGCAGAUCGCAUAUAAGCUCGAUAAUAGAUGUCAUAACCGGAUACUGUCUAAUAGGAAAGCACGCCACGAGACUAGGCGUAUUCUUAAAUGACUUUUGCAGAAGCUGUAUGGACGAGGAAGAAACGGUUCUUCAUCUUCUCUGCACAUGCCCUGCUCUAGCUCGAAAACCCGAGAAUUACCUUGGAGAUUUCAUCUUUAACUAUCUAAACGAUUUAAAUCAUAUCAGCAUAAUUAGCCUCUCACUUUUCGUAAGAGACUUAAACUGGUUUCAUUGAGCUUAGGAAAAAGCCUGAAGAUUCAUGUGGUAUCACAAUGGGACAUUAAACAGGCCUAAAUGUGUCCGUUUCCAUCUUGAACAGCCACAUCCACUCAAUGCCCACUGAGUCCAUAUUUUGGAAAUAAGAUAAGGAUAUAAAAACCGCACUGGUAUAGCAAGAAAAUUGUUUUUGAUCAAGACGGUGAUCAAGUAUUUUGGUCAAUAUUAUUCGGAAUAGUUUAUAAAAGAAAACCCUGUUUGUUUCAAGAAACAAUUGGGUCUACCUCAUACUUUUGAUACGUAUGUUAUUCUGGUGCAAACAAAAGUGGCUGAAAUCUUUAGCUUCUAGUUAAAGUUGGUAAUUUAAAAUUGAUUGGAUUUCAAUAAGAAUAUCAGUGGUUAUGACUCACAAGAAUGCUGAAAAUCCCUAAUUUCAAUACUCUCCAUAACUUGGGCUUCACACAGGUCAACCUGACAAAAAUAAAGUUUACUUUACACAUCGUUCCCAAUAAAAUACAAAUUCGGAACAAAAAAUGGUCCUUGCUAAAUUGUACCUACAUAAGUGAACUCUUGGAAGUUUCAUAAAUCCGCCAGCAGAUUCCGAAGAUGACUUGCUAUCGUUCCACAGAGCUUUAGCCCGAUAGUACCUUAGAAAAUAUGCAAUUCUCGUACCUUCGAAUUCAAAGCGCUUUUCUGAAUAGCCUCUUAUAGAGGCUACAAAGUAUGCCAGACAAGUUAUCUUUGUCGAAAACAAUAUUAACAACUAUACUUACCCAUUGUACCUGCUUGGGUUCAGCUUGAAAAACAUACAUGAUCCUUUUUUUGUUUAAAUUAUGUGUUGAAAAAUGUGAAAUUUUAGUUUUGAAUGUCUUUAGAAAUAAAUAUGUUAAAUAGUCCCCUAAGACCUCAAACAAACUGACGUAAACUAUUAUGGCCGGUAAUUUAAGGAAACAUUGUUUGAAUGUAUGUAUUGAAGGUAUUUCAAAAUUAUUCCCUAGUUCUUAAAACUUCAAACGCGUUUAUCUAAAUACUGAAUUUUUUAAGUUGUCCGCACAAUUUUCAACCGAUUAACUUAAAAUUUUGAAUAUUUCUUUGAAAAUACGUUCUACUUUUUAUAUUUUUUAAAGAUCAUUUUUCUUUUUACUUUGAAAGUACGCCAAUUGGCUUAAAAUCAAUAGUUAGGUUUGGACCAUUUAAAACAAAUUCAUUACUCGCCGCCAUUUUGUAGUUAGGAGUCCCGUUUAUGUAUAUUAUAUAUGUUGUCCGGCUGCAAGUACAGCAGCGCUUUAACUCCUCCUGAAGCAUGGGGCAGCAAAAAGAUCCUUCCACCUAUCACGAUUCACCGCAACUGACCUCAACUGUGGCCACGAUUGAAUACCUUGAGACCGAGCCUCCUUCAAAACUGAUAACCUCCAAGUUGUCUUUGGUCUUCCAAUGCGUCUAUUACCCUGGGGAUUCCAUUGGACGGAUUGUUUUGCUACAUUUUCGUCAGGUUUCCUCAGUGUGUGGCCUAUCCAACGCCAUUUCCGUUGCAUGAUGUAUACGUCCAAUUUUGUCUGUCCGGUCCUAUUUCACAGCUCAACGUUAGAUAUGGCUUGCGCCACAGGAUCUUCAGAAUAAAGCGCAGACAACGCUUAACUAAAGCUUGUAGUUUGCUAGAGAUGUUAACAGAGCAUUUCCAUGUUUCAGAACCAUAUAACAGCACUGAUUUGGCGUUGGAUUCGAAGAGUUUCAACUUGGUGCGUAGCGAUAUUUUGUUAGAAUUCCACACAGGAAAAAGGAUUCCAAAUGCACUACGUACUUUGUUUAUUCUACUGUUAACAUCCAGGUCCGUUCCGCCAUCGAGAGCUAUAAAACCUCCAAGAUACUUAAACUGCCCGGACGGAAAGAUUUCCAUUGUGCAACACAAAACACCUUGCGUUGUUGUACGAUUCUUUAAUAACAGCGACAAUUUUCUCAAGGAUUCCUCGCGUAAUAAGCGAUCUCCAGAUGCAAUCACGAUUGACCCUAUCGAACACCUUCUCAAAAUCUACAAAUAUUAGAUACAGCGGUGAUUGGUACUCAGAUGAUUGUUCGAGUAUGAUUCGCAAGGUGUUAUUUAGGGUAGACUCGAUCCUGGACUGAAUCCUCUCGAGAAUAAUAGUUGCCAUUGACUUCGGAAAAACGGAUAGAAAUGUGAUACCGCGCCAAUUAUUACAGUUUUUGAGGUUUCCUUUCUUUGGUAACUUUACAAUAACUCCAUCCUUCCAGUCCCUUGUGUAAGUUUCACUCUCCCAGACAGCCUGCACGAGUUUAAGCAAAAUACGGGAAGCUACCUCGGUGUCUGCUUUAAGGAAUUCUGCGGGAAUACGAUCAAGUCCAGCUGCUUUGUUUUUCUUUAGAAGAUGUAUCUCAUUAAUCUCGACUUAUUUUAUAGUAUUCGUGAAAAGAAUUAAAAAAAAAAACAACAUAUUUUUCGUCCUCUGGUUAGCCUAAUCCCUUAACGACAUUUUUCGCAACUCGCUUCGAAUGACUGGCGAUUUGUUUUAAAUUUUAAAUGUAUUUAGUAACUUUGUUUAACAUUCCGUAGAGGGACUACUACGUCAUCGCAUUAAUUGAUUGCCUUUUAAUUUUUCGUAUAGGCCCUUAUUUUAUUUACUAUACAAAUGUUUUAAACUGCCUGCUUUUUACUAUAAAUAACUUGCAUUUUAAGAAAUUAUAAUAAAUCGAAAAAUACUACGUGAUUAAAUUUAACUCCUUUUUGUAUAGUCACAGAAUUAAAGCCUUAAAGCUUUCUCAUCAUUGCCCUGGGGUCUCUUCGAAAAUUGCAGACUUACCUAUAACUUAUCCCUUUUUUUAGUUUUAAUUUCAAAAUUUAACAACUUGCCAUAAUUUUGUAAUGAAUGCUGCGAUUACAAAUGAGAUUAAUCCUUAAGAAAAAAAAAAUAUUAUCAUUUUCCUCAAAUGACAUUAAACUAAAAAUAAAAAUAAAAAAUUUCACCUGUAACAAACAAAACCAGCCUUAGGGAAUUCGUAGGAAGUUUGUAGUCAGUCUUAUCUAGGCUUAACUAAUCCGCCAUUUUUCGCAGAUAUGUAUAAAUAGUUAUAGUAAAAAAUAAAAUAUUAGAAUUUCGCCAAAACAAAAUAAAAAGUAAAAAAACAAAACCAAAUACAAAUACAAAUGAAAAAAUUACUAAACUAAAAAAUAAACAUAAAUAAAAAGAAUUAAUGUUAUUGUUACCAGUAUUAUUUUAUUUGUUAUUAUAUUUGUUUUAAAUGUGCAAUAAUACAUUAUUAUAUAGUUUAAUUAUUCUAUUAUAUGUUAUUUUCUUAUUAUGGCAAAAUAAUGCAAUUAUAAUAAUUCAAAAAUAGACAAAAUGAAAAUGAAAAACAAAAACACAAAAUGCUUACUAAAUAAAUUAAAUCAAGCAAUAUUAUAAUGGGACAUACACAAUUAUAAAAUCUUGUUAAACUAAACAAUAACAACAAAAAAAACCGUUAGAAAUAUUAACAUUCCGGUGAAUAUAUGUAUGUUUGAAUUUUAUACAUCACAAUACUCAAAAUUUGUUUAUUUUUAAAAAUUGCAACAACAAAUAUAAACAAAAACAAACAUUAAAAAUUAUAAUUUUGUUAUGUUUCAAUUUUGUUGUGUUGUAUUGUGUUGUGUUUUUGCUUAAUAAAACAAUUUUGCUAUAAAAAACAAUGCCAAACAACAAGUAUAAAUUAUAAAAUUACUAUAUUGUUUUACUUGUCAACAACAACUUUUAUAUAUAUAGAUAAAUUAAUUUAAAAACAAAUAUUGUCCAUUUGCAUAUACACAAGAAUAUACAAAUUCAUAAAAACAAAAAUGUAAAAUUCUUAUAAGAAGAUGAAAAAUACAUUUUAGCUGCCAGUUUUUAUUAUUUAAUAAAUUAACAAAAAAAAAAACAAAAAGUUAAAAUUGAAAGAAAACAUAUUUUUAAAAAAUUUAAACCAAUUGCCGAACAUGCUUCUCUAUUAAAUUCAUAUAAAUAAUCUAGGAAUGUAAUUUGUAAAAACAAAAAUGACGAUGUUUUGAUUUAAAAAUAAAAAUAAAUGUGAUUUUAAGUGUUGUUAAAUAUAAUUUAUAAAUGUUUGUAUUA